UGGAAAUGCUGGCGGUAGCAGAGUGCGCGAAGUUGGUGGGGUGGUGGCACGAGGUAGAGUGGUGGCCCGCGGGGCGCGCGGUGUGACUGCCCGCGGGGCGCGCGGUGUGACUGCCCGCGGAGCGCGCGAUGGUGUAGCAGCCCGUGGUGUGGCGGGAGGGACGCGAGGCCGUUUACCUGCUACGCGUGGUGGGCGGCAAAAUGCUGACUCUGCUGAGGCUAUGGACCUACGGUCAACGCUGGACACCAUAGUCUGUCAACAGCCACCAGCGUCACCUGUUCCAGUGCCUUCCCCUGAUCCUGACACAACAGUGCCUUCAGGCCACCCACUCUUGGACUCACCCGCACAGCAGGAGUCAGCCCCACCUUCCCCUGCUCUCGAAGAUGAGGACGACGAAGACCCGGAAUAUGGGGAGGUUGGUCUCCCGCCCGUAUUCCUUUCACGGUCGGAGACAAUGUUUCUUGGAGAGGAAGCAGAUGAAGUCCCACCCACAGGUAUGUAA
This is a messenger RNA of Parnassius apollo (apollo), 502 nucleotides long. NCBI's taxonomy places the organism in Eukaryota, Metazoa, Arthropoda, Insecta, Lepidoptera, Papilionidae. The record is from the annotation of a GenBank genome assembly.